Molecule: messenger RNA, 792 nt
Organism: Hyaloscypha bicolor E
Lineage: Eukaryota; Fungi; Ascomycota; Leotiomycetes; Helotiales; Hyaloscyphaceae
Exons: 1
Source: RefSeq, a predicted model, not a curated record
AUGUUCCACGAUACCGGAGUGCGUGAGGGUGUGGCCAUUGUUCAACUAGCCACAAGCCGCGUAUUUCAUGUUCGCAAAAACCUGGAUACGGCGCUUCGACAAUUCAGAUCUCCAUACAGUGACGUCAAUGUUUGGGUGGAUGCUUUGUGUAUCAACCAAAGAGACAAUAUAGAGAAGAAAACGCAGGUUUCGAGAAUGAACGAGAUAUAUAGUGAAGCAGAAGAGGUCGUCGUCUGGCUCGGCGAAGGGAAUACCGAAACACGCAAGACAUUCAAACUUCUGAGGUCAAUCCUGAACUUGCAAGAGCUCGACAAGUUGAUCAAGGAUACAAACAAAUAUGAGCAGUGGAUGUUGAUCGUCAAAUUGAUGAGACUACCUUGGUUCACUCGACGCUGGGUAAUCCAGGAAUUAGCGUUGGCAAAAAAAGCGACAGUUCAGUGGGGCCCAGAGCGCAUGCUUUGGAAGGACUUCGCUGAUGCCAUUGCUUUAUUCAUGACUAGACAUGAUGAGAUCAAAGCGUACCUGGAAAAGCCGAAAACCUUUUCGGACAAACAAGACCACGAUGCGCAUCUGGGCCUGAUAGAACCGCAAGCACUGGGUGCUAACACUCUCGUUGAUGCCACUACGAACUUGUUCCGGAGAUCUGAUGACGGAAAAAGGAUCCAAGAUCGCCUCGUCGACCUGGAGGUCUUGGUAUCCUCUAUGUUCCUUGCCUUCGAAGCUUCGGAACCGCGAGACACCAUUUAUGCGGUCUUGUCCCUGGCCAAAGACACAAUGCCCCGUCCUAAGUCC